CGAGCGGUGGUCACGUGAUUUGUUCAAGAUGGCUUUCAGGAGAGUUCGCUCUUCUGGAGAUUUUGCUGUCAGUUAUUUGGCAGUAUUUUUAUUGUUUUGUUUAACAUACGUGUCAGUGCGAGCUGAAAUUCGAACAGUCAUCAUUGAUAAAGAAAGUGGACAAAUUGUAGUCGUGGAUGGAUUUCGUGAAGACUUUGUCGCCUGGGCAAAUUUCACCGACAACAUCACAACAACAGGGUGGUCUUUCUUAGAAGUCACCACCAACAGUCAAUACAAUGACAGCAUCCAGGCGUAUGCAGCUGGGGCAGCGGAGGCAGCUGUCACUUCUUCGCUCAUAUACAAACAUUGGAUGAACACCCUAAUGGGGUACUGUGGGCCCUUUAAGGCACAAUCGGAUUACUGUGAGCGUCUGAAAUAUUACAUCAGUACAAACCUGCUGUGGGUUCAAGAUCAAAUAGAGAAGCAACCAAAUUCUCCCUACUGGUAUCAGGUGCACCUUGCACUGUUGCAACUUAAAGGUUUGGAAGACGGCUACAAUGAUGUACUAUCUUAUCCAAUGGGACCAAUAUCAUUUAAUCCUCUUGGAUUUCUGCUCUUCCAAAUGGGUGGAGACCUUGAGGACUUGGAGGCUGCUUUGAAGAAGCCCAGUGAAACUCAGCCUCUUGGAUCUGGUUCCUGUUCUGCUUUGAUUAAGCUGCUUCCAAACAACAAAGAUCUGCUCAUCUCGCACGACACUUGGAACACUUACCAGUCUAUGCUACGGAUUAUAAAGAAAUACAUAUUUCCCUUCAGAACAUCUCCUUUAGAUGAUGAACGCAUUCCAGGAGGAACACAAGCAUUCUCAUCAUAUCCUGGAUCAAUAUUUUCUGGAGAUGACUUCUACAUACUAAGUAGUGGCUUGAUCACACUAGAAACAACCAUUGGCAACAGUAAUCCUGCUCUGUGGGAUUUUGUUCAACCCACUGGAGCAGUGAUGGAAUGGCUGAGGAAUAUUGUAGCUAAUCGGCUGGCUUCUACAGGAAAGGAGUGGGCUGAAAUGUUUAGCCAAUACAACAGUGGAACAUACAACAAUCAGUGGAUGAUUGUUGAUUAUAAGCACUUCACUCCUGGUAAAACUGACACGAAAGAGGAACUCUUUGUUGUACUAGAGCAGAUUCCAGGAAUGAUCUUGUAUGAGGAUAAAACCCAGGAACUAAUGAAGAAAGGUUACUGGGCCAGUUACAAUAUUCCGUACUACACCAAGAUAUUUAAUGCAAGUGGCUGCAAUGAGCUUGUUGACAAGUUUGGUCCGUGGUUUUCUCUGGACAAAAAUCCUCGGGCUCAAAUCUUUAGUAGAAAUCAAACUGCGGUGACGGACAUUAAUUCAAUGAUCCGCCUCAUGAGAUAUAACAACUUCAAUGAAGACCCGUUGUCAAAAUGUGAGGGCUGUGAUCCCCCCGCAAAUGCAGAGAAUGCCAUCUCGGCUCGCUCAGACUUAAACCCUGAAAAUGGCACAUAUCCUUUUGGUGCUUUAAGGCAGAGACAACAUGGAGGAACAGACAUGAAGUUGACCUCGUAUCAAAUGUACCGGGAUUAUGGCAUGCUGGCCGUAAGUGGGCCCACAUGGGACCAGCUUCCCCCUUUCCAGUGGAGCACCUCUCCAUAUAAAGACUUGUUGCACAUGGGCCAUCCAGAUAAAUGGACAUUUAAUCCAAUAAAAGUAACCUGGAAUUCUUAAUGUUGUAAUCUUAGAAAGGGACCCAGGUGAAAGAACAAUGCAACGCAAUCCAAGGAAACAGAUUGGAAUUCACAUAUUAUGAACGACACUGUUUUGGAGAAAAGGAGACCCUAUUCGAUGCUGCUUAUUUUCAUUAAUACUACCAAGUUAUUUGGGGGAAUUUUGUGUUGAAACAUAUCAAAUAUUAUAAAAUAAUUGCACUGUAUGUUUUAGAAGUCUUUCAAAAUAAAGAACUUAUUUUUA
Molecule: messenger RNA, 1960 nt
Organism: Periophthalmus magnuspinnatus
Lineage: Eukaryota; Metazoa; Chordata; Actinopteri; Gobiiformes; Gobiidae
Gene: plbd2
Product: phospholipase B domain containing 2
Exons: 12
Coding region: 29-1717 (562 amino acids)
Biological process (GO): phospholipid catabolic process
Cellular component (GO): extracellular region
Molecular function (GO): glycerophospholipase activity
Source: RefSeq, a predicted model, not a curated record